GAGGCUCGCACCCUGCAAUUGUCUCCUCUGUUUGUGAAGUUAAAAAACCAAACCAAACUCCUCCAAAGACCCACGUGGAGAAGAGACUCCAGCGUUCUGUUCUGGCGGGAUGCUCCUUCCUGCCGCAUCACUUGUGUCAGCUCCCAGCAUCCGUUCACAUCCCAGCCCUGGGCUUGCAGCACUAAUCCCUAAAUUCGGGUCUCGGACCCGCGCUGGCCAGGUCGCAGGUUCGGGUCCCCAGGCCGCACUCCGAGCUCACUGGGCUGCUGCCGCUGGGGCCCAGGCUGCCCAGUGCCUGCCGCUGGGUUCGGGCCGCCGCGCCCUCGCCGCCGCUGCCCGGCUUCACUUUCACUUUCGGUCCCAGGGCGGCGAGGCAAGCGGCAGCGGCGGCGAAGGUGUUUGAGCAGGAAGAUGGCGCCUCUGCCCCUCAAAUGGCCACUUGCAAACAUGCCGUUUUUCUUUUCCUCACUCUUGACUCUCUUAGUUGUGUCACCUCCUUCUUGGUGUCAGAAUGGUGCUGCUCCAUCUCCAAAAGCUAGUAAUGGAGCCCCGUUCCCUUGGAAUAAAAUGCGACUUCCUAAGAAUGUAACCCCAAUUCAUUAUAAUCUCAUGAUCCAUGCAAAUCUCAGCACACUGACUUUCCAGGGAACCACAGAAAUAGAAAUCAUAGCCAGCCAGCCCACUAGCACCAUCAUCCUGCAUAGUCACCAGCUGCACAUAUCUAAGGCCACCCUCCAGAGAAGACCUGGGGAGAUUCUGUCUGAAGAACCACUGAGGGUCCUGGAAUAUCCCCCUCAUGAGCAAAUUGCACUUCUGGCCCCUGAACCACUCUUUGCUGGGCGCUUGUAUACCGUUGUCAUCGACUAUGCUGGUAACCUGUCUGAGAACUUCCAUGGAUUUUAUAAAAGCACCUACAAAACCAAGGAAGGGGAAGUGAGGAUACUUGCAUCAACACAGUUUGAACCCACAGCAGCUAGAAUGGCCUUUCCCUGCUUUGAUGAACCUGCCCUAAAGGCAAGUUUCUCCAUCAAUAUCAGAAGGGAGUCAAAGCACCUGGCCAUCUCCAACAUGCCCUUGGUGAGAUCUGUGACUGUUGCCAAAGGACUCAUGGAAGACCAGUUUGAUGUCACUGUGAAGAUGAGCACCUACUUGGUCGCUUUCAUUGUUUCUGACUUUAAGUCUGUCAGCAAGAUGACUAAGAGCGGAAUCAAGGUCUCUGUGUAUGCUGUGCCAGACAAGAUAAAUCAAGCAGAUUAUGCUCUGGAUGCCGCAGUGACUCUUCUAGAAUUUUACGAGGAUUACUUCAGCAUUCCCUAUCCUUUACCUAAACAAGAUCUUGCUGCAAUUCCUGACUUUCAGUCUGGUGCUAUGGAGAACUGGGGCCUGACCACAUACAGGGAAUCUGCUCUGCUAUUUGAUGCAGAAAAGUCUUCUGCAUCUAGUAAGCUUGGCAUCACAAUGACUGUGUCCCACGAACUUGCCCACCAGUGGUUCGGGAACCUGGUCACCAUGGAAUGGUGGAAUGAUCUUUGGCUCAAUGAAGGAUUUGCCAAGUUUAUGGAGUUUGUCUCUGUCAGUGUGACCCAUCCUGAACUAAAAGUUGAGGAAUAUUUCUUUGGCAAAUGUUUUGAUGCAAUGGAGGUGGAUGCACUGAAUUCUUCACACCCUGUGUCCACACCUGUGGAGAAUCCUGCUCAGAUUCGGGAGAUGUUUGAUGAUGUCUCUUAUGAUAAGGGGGCUUGCAUUCUGAAUAUGCUGAGAGAUUAUCUGAGUGCAGAUGCGUUUAAAAGUGGAAUUGUGAAGUAUCUCAAUAAGUAUAGCUAUAGAAACACGAAGAAUGAUGACCUGUGGGACAGCAUGGCAAGUAUUUGCCCCACAGAUGGCGCGCAAACAGUGGAUGGCUUUUGCUCUAGAAGCCAACGCUCAUCUUCAGCCUCACACUGGCAUCAGGAAGGCGUGGAUGUGAAAACCAUGAUGAACACGUGGACGCUACAGAAGGGCUUUCCCCUGAUAACCAUCUCCAUGAGAGGACGGAAUGUGCACAUGAAGCAAGAACAUUAUAUGAAGGGGUCUGACAGUGCCCUGGAGACUGGGUACCUGUGGCAUGUUCCACUGACAUUUAUUACCAGCAAAUCAAACUCAGUCCAGAGAUUUUUGCUGAAGACAAAGACAGAUGUGCUCAUCCUCCCAGAAGCAGCGGAGUGGAUCAAAUUUAACGUGGGAAUGAAUGGCUAUUAUAUCGUGCAUUACGAGGGAGAUGGAUGGGAUUCUUUGACUGACCUUUUAAAAAGAGCACACACAGCAGUCAGCAGUAAUGAUCGGGCGAGUCUCAUCAACAAUGCGUUUCAGCUUGUCAGCAUUGGAAGGCUCUCGAUUGAAAAAGCCUUGGAUUUAAUCCUGUACUUGAAAAAUGAAACUGAAAUUAUGCCUGUGUUCCAAGGAUUGAAUGAACUGGUACCCAUGUAUAAGUUAAUGGAGAAAAGAGAUAUGAAUGAGGUGGAAACUCAGUUCAAGACCUUCCUCCUCAGGCUGCUGAGGGGCCUUAUUGAUAAGCAGACAUGGACAGAUGAGGGCUCCAUCUCAGAGAGAAUGCUUAGGAGCCAGCUCCUCCUUCUUGCCUGUGUGCGCAAGUAUCAGCCCUGUGUGCAGACGGCAGAAGGCUAUUUCAGAAAGUGGAAGGAGUCCAAUGGAAAUCUGAGCCUCCCUCGCGAUGUGACCUUGGCAGUGUUUGCUGUAGGGGCCCAGAGCACUGAAGGUUGGGAUUUUCUUUAUAAUAAAUAUCAGUCUUCUUUGUUCAGUACGGAGAAAGGCCAAAUUGAAUUUGCCCUCUCUACGAGCCAAGAUCAGGAGAAGCUUCAGUGGCUACUAGACCAAAGUUUUAGGGGGGAGAUAAUAAAAACUCAGGAGUUUCCACAUAUUCUUACAUUCAUUGGCAGAAACCCAGUGGGCUAUCCAUUGGCCUGGAAGUUUCUGAGAGAAAAUUGGAAUAAAAUUGUACAAAAGUUUGACCUUGGCUCAGCUUCCUUAGCUCACAUGGUAAUGGGAACAACAAAUCAGUUUUCUACCAAAGCACGGCUUGAAGAGGUAAAAGGAUUUUUCAGCUCUUUGAAAGAAAAUGGUUCUCAACUCCGUUGUGUUCAACAAACCAUCGAGACCAUUGAGGAAAAUAUACGCUGGAUGGAUAAGAAUUUUGAUAAAAUUAGAAUAUGGCUUCAAAACGAAAAGCUGCAACUGCUGUGACAAACUUUCUUGCCAAGUCCUGUGAUUUAUAAUCACCAAAAUGCUGUUCAAUUUGAAUAUUUCCAAACUAAAAAUGGUUGUUUUGACUCCCACUAAAGAAACUUUCAGUUCAUUACAUUUGACCUUAUCUGUGCAAAGUUUGUUUCUUCAAUGUCUGCUGCUACCAUGGGUUUUGUUGACGGGUGAUACCCUGCAGUGUAAACCAAGUGCCCAGUUCCCUGUCACAGAGAACCAAAGGGUCUUCUCAUUUUACAUUUUGUGCUUCAGCCCUGCACCAUGCAAAGCUCUGGGUGUGACAUGUCAUUUAUCACUAGUGUGUUGCAAGAUGGAAGAGUAAAGCACACUGCACAAUCAACAUUUGGAUCCAGCAUGGCUGUGCUGGAGCCAUCCCGCUGAGCCCUCCAGGUCCACUCUCCACUCUUUCUUCCUGGAUUCAUGUCUGGGUGCUGCUUUGCAGGGUUCAGGUCACAGGUGUUCUUGUCCUCUGGUUUGACCGAUGAAGAGCCAUACGAGUUUGGAACUGGGGUUAGGGAGGGAGUGGGUAGGGGUAUUUAUUCCCCUGAAGCUUGCUUCUGGUUGGUUUCCACCAGUGAUCUUAGUUCCCUAGAGGUGGCCCUCUUUCCCAUAGUCUUUUCCAUCUCUUGGUUCUUAUAACUACUUCCUCUUCUCAUUCACUCAGGACUAGGGACCCUAGUGGGAACCUGUUGGUACCAAUUAUGGCAGGACUUGUGGUUUCCACACCCCCCGCUUGCACCUUUGUAAAAAAUUCAUCUAGAGCACUCCUUAUAUACAUCUAAUCUGCCUGUCACCUAUUUCCUUUGGACCCUCACUGAUAGUGUCCCUUCUGAAAAAACAGUACAUUCAGGUCUGUGUCAGGAUUACUCUUCAUUUGAAGAUGUUCUGGACAAUCAGUCACUGGUCCUUAGGUAGGGGGUGAUGUUUUCUUUCUCUCCUCUUCAUUUGGCCUGGUUUUUAAUUCCUGAAUAACUCAUAUUGGGUCUUACUGCCAAUAAAUCAUUGAAGAGUCACCAAUAAAUGAUAAUACAUUGUGAAAUUGAUGUUUAUGUUAGUGUAAAUGAAGACUGUAUCCUUUGUUUUGAAGUAUUAUGUAAGAAUUUCUAAUAUGUAGCAUUAAUUUCAGGAUAAAUGAAUAUGAAUGAUACGAGAGAUGCCAAAAUAUAUUGCUGUAAUAUAGAAUGGAAGAGAGAGAUUUGGGGAAUUCAUGCUAUGUUAUCUUUUCAUUGUUAUAACAAAAGACCUAAGAGGACCAGCUAAAGGACAAAAUAUUUUAUUUGAGCUAAGUGGCUUCACUCCAUGGUCGACUGGCUCAGCUGUUAAGGGCCUGGAGUGAGCCAGAACAUUAUGGCUACCAUAGCAAGUGGCAAGGAGACUGCUUACCCAAUGGUGGUCUGAAAACAGAUCAAGAGCAAGAGUAGGGGUGCAGGGACACAAUGUAUCUGUCAAAGCCACAUUCCUAGGGACCCAUUUUCUCAACUAGGACCACCUCCUAAAAGCCCAUUCAACUAUGAAGACAAUAAUGAAUUAGAGAACACAAAUGGACUAAUUAACUGCAGAGAUGACAGCUCUCAUGAUCCAGUUCCCUCUUACUAGUGUCACCAACUGGGGACCAAGCUGUCAACAUAUGAGCCUGCUGGAGGGACACUACAUACCCAAACCACAAGUGUGUUCACAAUUCUACUUUUAUAUUGAUUAUAUGUGAUGACUUGAGAAUUCAAAAUAAAAACAAAUCACUGGUAAUUUCUUCCCCAGACUACUUGUUAAAAAGAACACACAGCCAAGAUCUUUAUGUAAAAUGUUUUCCUUUAAUUGCAUUUUAUAUCUUGAUUACUGAAAUACAGAAAUACUGAUUUUGUUUGGGUUACCUAUGUUCAUUUCUUUUGGAAAAGCCCACUUCCUAGAGAGUCAAAACAUUACAAUGUGCAGCAAUGUUUUGGUAAUAAAAAGUCUGCUCUUUCCUUCUAA
Nannospalax galili (Upper Galilee mountains blind mole rat) is the source of this 5223-nucleotide messenger RNA. It is a transcript of the gene Erap1, whose product is annotated as endoplasmic reticulum aminopeptidase 1. The transcript is spliced from 19 exons. NCBI's taxonomy places the organism in Eukaryota, Metazoa, Chordata, Mammalia, Rodentia, Spalacidae. Gene Ontology annotation, biological process: proteolysis; peptide catabolic process. Gene Ontology annotation, molecular function: zinc ion binding; peptide binding; metalloaminopeptidase activity. The coding region runs from base 412 to 3240 and encodes 942 amino acids. Gene Ontology annotation, cellular component: cytoplasm. The record is from RefSeq and is a predicted model, not a curated record.